Messenger RNA from Gongylonema pulchrum, 720 nucleotides. The record is from the annotation of a GenBank genome assembly. NCBI's taxonomy places the organism in Eukaryota, Metazoa, Nematoda, Chromadorea, Rhabditida, Gongylonematidae.
AGCAUACCGCGUGUGUACACCAUAGCACCAGCAUUACGGGCUGACCACUCGCAAACACGGCAGCAUUUAGCGGAAUUCCGAAUGCUCGAAGCAGAAUACGCUUUCGCAAAGAAUCUGGAGGAACUUUGCGAUUUCGUGGAACAAUACAUCAAUUUUUUGGUAAAUAGAAUGCACAGCUGCGCUGAAUUGGCAGAACAGUUUGGCUCAAUGGCCGAGGUUUUCUGCGAUCAGAAUCCGAAAGUGCAACCACUUUUAUGCAUGGACAAUCCGAUCAAGCCAUUCCCACGUAUGCAUUUCGAGGAGGCAUUAUCAAUUCUACAACGCAAAGGCGAAAUAAUAUCCAGCGGACGACUGAGCAAAGAGAACGAGCUGUGCUUGGUAGAGCACUGUUCCGGGCCGUUUUUCAUUCUCCGUUAUCCACACAAAUGCAAGCCUUUCUACAUGAAACGUGUCGGGGAUUAUGCUGAAUGUUUCGAUUUGUUGGCGCCAUUCGUCGGAGAGUUAGCCGGUGGCUCUUUGCGGGAACCUGAUCCAGAAGAAUUGCGCCGGCGUGGAUGUGAUGAGUUGCUGGAGUGGUACCUGGAGCUAAGGUUGAAUGGUCAUCCGCCAAGCGCUGGCUUUGGUAUUGGCAUCGAUCGUCUAAUGCAGGCCAUGUUCGGGGUUCUCAAUAUCAAAGAUACAGUUGCAUUCCCGCGCUGGUACAGGCAUUGUCCAUGCUGA